This is a messenger RNA of Symbiodinium sp. CCMP2592, 2556 nucleotides long. Lineage: Eukaryota; Dinophyceae; Suessiales; Symbiodiniaceae. The record is from the annotation of a GenBank genome assembly.
AUGGCCGCAGCCACCCCUGCCUGGGCAGAUCCGGCGGCCUUCACCAACGCUCUUGCAGCCUCUUGUAGGGCACGAAGGUGGCAGCAUGCUUUUGCAUCCCUCGAGGCGGCCAAGAAACAGGACAAGGCAAAUGUCAUCCACUUCAAUGUGAUCCUGCGGAGUUGCCAGCAGGCGGAAGCUUGGGAAACGAGCCUCGGCGUGCUCGGCAGUUUACCUGGACUGCGAAUGCAUCCAGAUGCCGUGAGCUGGACGGCAGUGAUCACUGGCUUGAAGCCUUUUUGGAGGCUGUCUUCCCAUCUGCUUCACACCGCAGCAAGACGAGGGGCAACUGACAGCAUCACUUUUGGCGCUGCAUCGCUUGCCUUUGAAAGAGACGGUCUUUGGAACCGCUCCCUAGCCCUGCAGACCCACAACCAACAGGAAGGAGGCCUCUGCGAUGCCGUGCUCGUGGGUAGCGCCACCAGCGCCUGUGACAAGGGCUGUGCUUGGGCCGAUUCUCUUGGACUGCUUUCCUGGGCAAGUGCUUCCAGCAUCAGGCUGAGCGACAUCUGCUUCAGCGCUGCAACGAGUUCGAGCUCUCGUUCCUGGCAGUGGGAAGUUGCCUUGAGCCUUCUUCAAAGCUCCGCUGAAACGGGUUUCCAGACAUCCCUUUUCAUCCUAAACUCAGCGGAAAGCGCAGUGGCGAAGGCGGGUUCAUGGUGGGGAGCUUUGUCCAUUCUCAGGAUCUUCCCAGCAGGCCGCGUGGAGCCUGACGCUGUGAGCCACAACGCCUGCCUCACGUCGUUGAAGCCCGGAGGACACUGGGAGGAGGCGGCGGCACUGCUCUCUUCCAUGCAGCAAAGCGCAGUGCCAGUGGGAGAUGUGAGCAUCAAUGCCGCCCUGGCCGUCCUUUGGGAAGCAGGUCGCUGGCCUCGCAGUUUGACCCUGCUGCAUCGGCAGGCGUUGCGCUCGAUGGAUGGAAUUCGCUUGCGGGAGACACUGGCACUGUGCGAGCAGGCUGCGUUGUGGGACUUGGCGCUUGACCUGUUGCAGUGGCAGGCCACCACGCUCCUUCAACCGAGCACGGCUGGAAUUUGCAGUGUGGCGCGGGCGUGUGAGCGGGCGCGGCAGUGGCAGCAGAGCCUCGUGGUUGCUGGCCGACAUAGUCCCACAAUGGGAGGUGCAGCAUCUAUGUCGGCAGAGGAACUCCUGCAAAGCGUGUGGAUUGGUGCGCAGCAGCUGCGGUGGGAUGAGAGCUGGGAGACAGUGGCACAGGCGCUCGCUUCAAAUCUCGGGCAGCUUUCGCUGGAAGAUUUGGCCACGGCACUGUGGUCCUUCGGCACUUUGUCUACGGCUCCUGCCAGCUUUUUGGAGGAAGCAGCAAAGGAGGCUGUCCGGAGGCUCGAGCUGGGUGAGGCAACCACGCCGAGAACUCUCGCAGAUCUGGCCUGGGGCUUUGCGACAUUGGGUUUUCCAACGUCUCGGCUCUUCGAUGUCCUGCAGCUGCGGCUCUUCAGGUGGGACCACGAGUGCGAUAUCUCUUGUCGCUCCAACUCCGAGCGGGCCGAGUUUUUGAGCAAAGCCCAGGUCGUGGUUUGGGCAGCAAGCCACAUGGGUGCCUUGCAUGAGACGGUAUGGCUACACCUCCAGGACGUGUUUCGAAGACUUGCCGACCUGCUUGAAGCAGAGCGGGGAACCGUAGCACGCACAGACACCCCGCUAUCUGCGGCAGGUUUCCGAGGCCUCCCUGUGCCGCACGUCGUGCAGAACUUCCACGACAGGUUUGUGUUGUUCAAGCCCGAAGGCUGGCAGGUGGACGAUGGAAGUGAUGAUCCUCCCGCGGCUCAACGAUUUCCUGGAAGGCUGAGUGAUUUUGUUCAAUCACGCCUCUCUGCGGAGGAGUUCCCCAUCCUGCGCGAGGCAGCUUACCAGCGUGGCUUCCUUCACCGCCUGGAUGUCCCCACCUCGGGGCUUGUCCUGGUCGCGAAAACGCUUGGUGCCUACCUGGAUCUUCGUCUUCAGAUGGCAGCUGGCAAACUGGCCAGAGAGUAUGUUGUCGUCUUGCACGGCAGCGGCAGCUUGCCAUGCCAGAGAGAGGUUGCCGUCCGCAUCCACUGGGGCAUGUGCGGCCGCGAUGCCCCGAGCGUGGUGGCACCUUUUGGGAAGCCGGCAGACACCAGGUUCAAGCUCCUGGCCCGCAUGGCUCUGGGUGCCAAACUCUUGAGCCUGGCAGUCGCCCGCAUUGGCACCGGCAGAAGGCACCAGAUUCGCCUUCAUGCAGCACACAUUGGGCACCCGGUGGCAGCCGAUGGCAAAUAUUCCUGUCACUCGACAUGCUCGGAGGACUUGCUGUGGUGUCCAAGCACCUUUCUUCACCGCUAUCGCUUGGCCUUCUGGGCCCCUUCGCAUCGGCAGCCAGAUGCCCCGCUGGAGGCGAACGACUGCCGCCUACCGCUCCCGCCGCCCAUGAGGGACGCGCUGAGGCUGCUGUCGCCUUUGAGUCCUCGUUCGACUCAGGAGCUUUCGAAUUGGAUCUCCGGUGAUCCGUUCGACCUGAAGCCCUUCAACGACUAUUGA